Messenger RNA from Boleophthalmus pectinirostris (great blue-spotted mudskipper), 7121 nucleotides. RefSeq names its product early endosome antigen 1 (gene eea1). Gene Ontology annotation, cellular component: early endosome. The record is from RefSeq and is a predicted model, not a curated record. Gene Ontology annotation, biological process: endocytosis. Gene Ontology annotation, molecular function: metal ion binding; 1-phosphatidylinositol binding. Lineage: Eukaryota; Metazoa; Chordata; Actinopteri; Gobiiformes; Gobiidae.
CUUCCUCUGACCUGCCCAUCCGCCGCUGCUGGUGUCUGGGUUCUGGUCAGGUGCUCCACAGCGACUCAACUUCACAUCGCAAAAAAAACAAAACAAACCCGGGCUUUAAGGAUCUGAACAGCGCGCACACCGGACCAUGCUCAGGCGGAUCCUUCAGAUGACUCCUGGGAAAGGAGGCUCCCAGAACGCAGAGACAGAGCAGCCCAGCACCGAACAGAACCAUGACCAGACCUCUGAGGGCUUCAUCUGUCCUCAGUGUAUGAAAUCUCACAACACGGCGGAGGAGCUUUUCAAACACUACGAGCUUUUUCAUGACACUGGAGACUUCCCUGCACACAUGGCCCCCACAAGAGAAGACCUGACGAUGCUGCGGCAGGAGGUUCAGGACUUACACGCUUCACUGAAGGAGGAGAGAUGGUUUUCUGGAGAACUCAAGAAAGAACUGGACAAAGUUCAAGGACAACUGAAGCCAAGCGAUGGGCCUGAAGACGCCGCUCUGGAACGGAAACUGAACGAGGCCGAGACCGAGAAGUUCAACAUUAAACAGAUGAAGGACCUGUUCGAGCAGAAGGCGGCGCAGCUCGCCACCGAGAUCGUCGACUUAAAAUCGCGUUACGAUGAGGAGAAGAGCCUGAGACUGGCGGCCGACCAGAGACUCGCCAAACUCUCCCAACAGCUGCAGAAGGAGUCGGGGGAGAACGAGAGGCUGCAGACUGAGCUGCUGCAGCGCCCCGGGGUGGAGGAUGUGGAGGUGCUGCAGAAGGAGCUGGUGCAGGUUCAGACGCUGAUGGACCAAAUGACGAGAGAGCGAGAGGAGGAGUCUGAACGUCUCAAAACUCACUACGAGCAACUCCAGGCCAACUACACCACCUCAGAGAUGACCAUCUCACAGCUGAAGGCCGAGCUGGAGAAAGGGCCUCAGGAAGCGGCCGUCUACACGCAGCAGAUCCACGAGCUCCAGAGCAACCUGAACAAUCUACAGCAGCAAAACCAGCUUUUGUCUGAAAAGUUAACCCGUAAGGAGAGCGAGCACCAGGAAGCGGAGAAGCAGCUGUCGUCUGAAAAAGCGUCAAAGAAAAACCUAGAGGAGCGACUGAGGGAGCGAGAGACCGAGGUGCACGAGCUCCAGACGAAGGUCACGGGGGCCGAGGCCUCGCUGCAGAAGACCCAGGCCGAGCUCCGGGACAAGGAGGGGGAGCUGGGCAGGUUAAAGAGCGCCCUGACGGAGCUGGAGGUGAAACACGCGGAGGUGAGGGCCGAGAGGAAACAGCUGGAGCAGCAGCGAGAGGAGAAGGAGAGCCAGGGCGCCCAGCAGCAGACCGAGAUCAGCCAGCUUCACGCCAAACUGCUGGAGACGGAGAGACAGUUGGGCGAAGUGCAGGGACGUCUGAAGGAGCAGAGGCAACUGUCCGGAGAAAAGCUCAAAGAUCGAGAGCAGCAGGCGGCAGAUCUACAGCUGAAGCUCUCGCGGGCAGAGGAGCAGUUAAAGGAAAGUGUGAGCAAAAACACAGAUCUGCAACACCAGCUGGAGAAGGCCAAACAGCAGCACCAGGAGCUCCAGGCUCUUCAGCAGAACACCAACGGGAAACUCAGAGAGGCUCAGAACGACCUGGAGCAGGUUCUGCGUCAGAUUGGAGACAAAGACCAGAAGAUCCAGAACCUGGAGGCUCUGCUGCAGAAGAGCAAAGACAUCGUGAGUCAGCUGGAGUCCGAGCGAGAAGAUCUGUGCGCCAAGAUCCAGGCCGGAGAAGGAGAGACCGCCGUGCUCCACCAGCUCCAGGAGAAGAACCACGCCCUCCAGGAACAGGUGACACAUCUGACAGAGAAGCUGAAGAACCAGUCUGAGAGCCACAAACAGGCCCAGGAGAACCUCCACAAACAGAUCCAAGAGCAGAAGACCCAGAUCAGGACGGCACAGGACCACGCCCACACGCUGGAGUCCUCUGUGACCGAACUGACCGCUCAGCUCGCAGACACCACGGAGAAAGUGACGCAGCUGGACUCACAGCUCAAGGCAAAGACAGAGCUGCUUCUUUCCACGGAAGCUGCGAAAUCUUCACAAAAAGCAAAUCUGGAAAACAGCCUGGAGACGGCCCAGCACGCACUACAAGACAAACAACAGGAACUGAACAAACUGCAGAAAAAAGCCGAGGAGCAAGUUCAAAAACUGAAGGAAAGAAAGGAGCAGUGUGUUCAGCUGGAGAACACGGUGAAGGAGCUCAGAGACAAACUGCUGACGUCGGAGCAGAGCGUGGAGCAGCUGGAGGGACACAAAAAGAAACUGGAGUCUCAGGUCGUUGAGGUGGAGGCGUCUCGAGACAAAGCGCAACAGGAAGUGCAGAAGCUUCAGAAGGAAGGCUCCGAGGUGAAGAAGAAAACCAAAGAGCUGCAACAGGUGCUGCAGAAGGAACAGGCCGGGGCUUUGGCGUUAAAAGAGGAGUUACAGAAGAAGACGGCGUCCCUCACUGAGACGCAGAAACAGUUUGAACACUCUGAGAAAGAGAGAGGAGCUCUGCAGAAGAACCUGGAGCGAGUGACCGAGGAGGUGAAAGGUCAACGCACAGAGCAGCAGAAGAAGGAGCAGGCGCUGACCUCCGACCUGCACAAAACUCAACAGGAGAGAGACGCCGUCAAGAAGGAGCUGCUGUCUGUGCAGGAAAACCUCGGGAAGACGGACAAGGCGCUGAAGGAGGCACAGGGUCAACUGGAGACCGAGAGAAAGAACCAUAAAGCCUCCAUGGACGAGAAGGACAAAAGCAGUGAAAAGACCAAACAGGAGCUCACGAAGUCCAACGAAGCUCUCGGCAAAACCCUGAAGGAAACGAAAGAGCAGCUGGACAAGACGAAGGAGGAAGAGAAGAAGUUGAAGGAGCAGCUGAGUUCUUUACAGGAACAAUGCACCAAGACUGUGGAGGGUUUAAAGGACAAAGAGAAGGACAUCCACAAACUCCAGGCCCAGUUUAAAUCUGCUCAGGCCACGUUUGACGAGGAGCUCAAGAAAAUGAAAACGCAAGUGGCAAAGUUACAGGAAGUCAACGUUCAAAAGGGCGAGGAGGAGAGCCGGCUGCAGACUCAGAUGGCGACUCUGGAGCAGAGUUUAUCCUCGGAGAAGAACAGAACCUCCGAGCUCCAGACGUCUCUGCAGAAAAACCAGGACUCGCUGAAGAAGCUCCAGUCCGACCUGUACGGGAAAGAGUCCGAGGCGUCUGCUCUGAGGCAAGACCUGAAGGUGUCAGAAGACAAGCUGAAGUUGACACAGGAGGAGUUGGCCGCUAACCAGACCCACCAGACCAGCUUAGAGGCUCAGAUUCAGGAGCUAAAAUCUGGAACCAAGUCUCUGGAGCAAGAGCUGAGCAAACGUGAGCAGAGGAUCCACCAGCAGGAGGAGAACCUGAAGGAGCAGAACAAGCAAAUGGCUCAGAUGAAGGGCGAGCUGGAGAAGGGGAGGAGCCAAGUGGACGAACUGAACAAAGCAAAAUCCGCGUUAGAAAAGAGCAACAGUAAACUGAGCGCAGAUUUAAAGACGCUCAAAGAGAAGAUGGAGAAGGAGCUGGUGGAGCUGCAGGAGGCCAAACAGCUCCUGAUCCAACAGAAACUGGAGCUGCAGAGCAAAGUGGAGGCAGCAGAGGGCGCACUGGAGCAGGAGCAGAAACAGCAUCAGCUCACGAGGGACGGCAAGAGCAAGAAAGAAGAAGCUCUGCUCGGUCAGACCAAGACUCUGCAGGACCAGCUGGCGUCAGAGAAGCGAGCGCGAGAGGAGCAGGUGCGGCGCGGCGAGGAGGCGGAGACCAAACUCAGCAUCCAGGUGACGGCGCUGAACGAGAACGUGGCGACGCUGAAGAGGGAGUGUCAGAGCAGCCAGAGACGCGUGAGCGAGCUGGAGAAACAGACGGACGAGCUCAGAGGAGAGAUCGCCGUCCUGGAGGCCACGGUCCAGAACAACCAGGACGAGAGGAGGGCGCUGCUCGAGAGGUGCGUUAAAGGGGAGGGCGAGAUCGAGAAGCUCCAGACCAAAGUGGUGGAGCUGCGACGCAAACUGGACGACACGACGGCCGCCAUGCAGGAGCUCGGCCGAAACCAGUCCCUCCAGAUUAAACAGUCUCAGUCUCUGACCCGGAAGUGGGCUGACGACAGCGAGGUGCAGAACUGUAUGGCCUGUGGAAAAGGAUUUUCAGUCACGAUUAGGAAGCACCACUGCCGACACUGCGGGAACAUCUUCUGCGCCGAGUGUUCGUCGAGAAACGCUCUGACGCCGUCUUCUAAAAAACCCGUGCGAGUUUGUGAGACGUGCUUCGAGGAGCUCCAAGGCUAAGCGCCCGCCCGCGCCCGCCUGUACCCGCCGGGCCGAGGGCACCAGCGUCUCUUUGUAACGUCUAAAUUCAUGUGCACUAUAAAAGGACAGACCCCGUACUGAGCUCCCACCUCUAACUUCUCUAAAAAAAAAAAAAAAGCAGUGGGUUUGUCUGUGUUUUUGUGCCUUCGCUGCUCCCGUGGACUGUGCCAGAAGGGGGAGACACUGAGACAUUAAUGCCAUUUGUCUUGCGUUUUUGUUUUUUUUGUUUUAUUUGUUUUUGUUUUUUUCGUUUGGAUGAUCUGCUGUACUGUGAUCGGGACGACGCCGCCGCCGCCGCCGCCGCCGCCCGUCAAACAUCUGCAAAAGUGAAAGUAGAAAUUGUAAACGUUGGCGAAAAUGUCGAUUCUACAAAGGCAAAGACGGUAACGACGAGGCCAGUUUCAACAGUAUUUGAUUAUUUUUUUAAACAAAGAAAAAUAUAUUAUAGAAAUUUAUAAAUAUUUUGGAAACAACAUUGAAAAAAAAUCUCAACUUUCUGCGGAUUAAAGUGCACAUGACAGGUUUUGAUAAUUCUCUCAUUUUGACGGUAAAGGAGAAUUUAGGUUUGUCCAUUUGGCAAAUUCAGGGUUCCCACAGUCAUGGAAAUCCUGGAAAUGUCAUGGAAAUUGAAAAUGUCAUUCUCCAGGCCUGGAAAAGUCACAAAAUUUUGUAAAUUCAACGAAAGUUUUGGAAAAGUCUUGGAGUUUUAGUAUCUCUUUCACACAGCUCCAAUUGUUUGAGGUGCAACAAAAUUCAAAAACAAAACAAAAACAGGGAAAUGUAGAUGAACAUAUUUGGGAUCUGUUCAAAAAGAGAAGGAUGAAGUUUAAAAAAACGUCUAGUGUCUUAACCCAACUGUUUUACAUAAUCAUGUGAAACUAUUUAGAUUAUUUCUGUUGUUUAAAAGAGACGACAAUAAAUGCACUGACAGGAUUUAGAAUGUUUAAAACUAUAAUCCCAAACCAUAAGGUCUAAAAGUCUGAUCGGUUCUACACAUGUAGGAGCCAUAAAGUCAUGGAAAAUUCACUUUAGCUCAUGGAAAAAGUCAUGGAAAAGUUUAGAAAUUUUGUCAGUGAAAAAAAGUGGGAACCUGUAAAUAGAUUUUCUCCUUUGCUGGAUUCUACGUGGACGACUGAGGGAUUUAACUCACGAGCCAAACCACAGCUGGACGUUAAGAAACUUGGAAAAGGAAGAUAAAAUUUCAGCAGAUAAGAGGAAUCAUUUACGCUUUAACCUCAGAUGUCGACAGAAACAUUUUCAAACUAAAUAAACGUUUGUCCAGUUGACAAAUUGAAUUUGUCCUUUGCUGUGGAUUCUACGAGCCUCAUUAGACAGUUUCACUUUGUCAAAACUGUGUGACCUCACAGCAUUAGGAUUCGUUCGCUCGACAGUACAUGGGUACUUUUUAAAAAUUUAACCCAGGGGUGUCAAACUCAUUUUGUUCCGGGGGUCGUGUCCAACCGACUUCGAUCCCAAAGUGUCCGGAUCAGAAAACUCAUGUCAUAUAAACCCCAAAAAUAACAAUAAGUUCAAAUAUUUGUGCAGAGAAACACAAAUCUAUUACAGAAAUCUUUUUUAAUUGAUGAACUCUUUCUUUUACAAAAUAUUAUAAUAUUAUGAACAACCUGAAACUUUAAGAAAAAUACAAUUUCAACACAAAGUUUGAACAUGAACUUGUCUGUAAACAGGAAUAAGUCCAUUUUUGUUGUAAAAUCCUGCACUCGGCUCCACUUUUCUCAUGUUGGACAUUUUUCUGAUGAGGGUGUCACGGUCAACAGUCAAAACGAUCGUCCUUUAAGAGCGUUUGGAAAGAGACAAGUCUUCAUUUGUGCUGCUCUGGUGGGAGGGGCCACGUACAGAGACACUGGAGACGCUGCUGUGAUAAACACCACAGAAAAUUAACAAGAUUUUAAUAGAAAAUAUAAUUACAAUAUUUUAGUAGAAAAUCAGCCGAGGGCCAGAUUAAAGGUCUUGGAGGGCCGGAUCCGGUCCCCGGGCCGUAUGUUUGACACACCUGGUUUAACCAAUCGCUGCUGUUUGGUUGUGACGUUUGUAAUGCACCAAAUCCUGUAGGAAGAAGAACAAUAACGUCGUCUUUCCCCAAGAUAAAAUUCACCAAACUUUCUCUUUGUUCCGGCUUUAAAUCCUCGAUCUUGGGAAUCGUUGACACAGAAUGUCUGACUCUUCUCUGAUUGGCUGCAAACCGUCUAGUGGAUUCUGAUUGGAUUCUACCUAAUUUUGACUAAAUUUGUUGGGAUAAAACCUGUUCAUUUUAAAUAUAAUUUAUACUUUUACACAAAUCAAGAAGCAGUUUGCGAAGAAAAGUUGAAAAACACGUUGAAAAUCACAGGAAGCAGAGAGUCUCACACUGACGUCGCACUGAGAGAAUCCUGUCCAAACGUUUGGCUCAAUUUACACAAAAGAAACCCAAUUUUCUGACACUUUAAAGGUGCAUUGUGUAACUUUUCCGGUGGAGAGUCCCACAAAAUCUUUUCUAUCUUCAUAGAGACCGAACCAGACCAAGUUCCAGGUCAGAUCUGUGGAGAGAAUGUCUGUUUUUCUAGGGAUUUUUGAGCUUUAAAACCACCUGGAAUUGAAUAAAUGUAAAGUAGAGCUGUUUAAAGUCAUACUGCGGAACAUUCCAGACAGAGAAACAAGCAGGUGACGAACCCCAACCUAAAAGUUACACAGUGCACCAACAAAAUAAAGGCAUUUUUUAAAAUAUUUUUAUUCAUUAAAUCAUCAUUUCUGUAACAUUAGAGGAGUUUUAGCCAAGUGGAAAUAAAAA